AUGGGUGAGCCACACUUGUGUGGCAUCGCCACAAAGGCUUCGCGAGCUCCGCCGAUGGCCACACCUCAGCUCGAAGGUGCCUAUGCCGCCAUUUCCAGGGCAGCUCCUUCGGAUGCCAAUAGUCGGUCUGACAGCGAUGACCUCAUUCUUUGUGAGGGUGCCGGCACGGCCCUUCCCCUGACCAUCAUCGUAGAAGACUUCUUUCCUCUGAUCAAUGUUAUGGACCGCAACAACUCGACCGGGCCCGUUGAUCCGGACAAGGUGGACGCCGAGAAGCGUGUGACGGUCAAUCAAUCGGAAGAUCAAGGGAACUUCCGCUCCUCCAAGUUCACUGGGACCACACUCACCCAUCUCAACUUCAGUGGAUGA
Molecule: messenger RNA, 369 nt
Organism: Scedosporium apiospermum
Lineage: Eukaryota; Fungi; Ascomycota; Sordariomycetes; Microascales; Microascaceae
Exons: 2
Coding region: 1-369 (122 amino acids)
Source: RefSeq, a predicted model, not a curated record